This is a messenger RNA of Olea europaea var. sylvestris, 795 nucleotides long. RefSeq names its product monothiol glutaredoxin-S9-like. Bases 155 to 460 code for a protein of 101 amino acids. The record is from RefSeq and is a predicted model, not a curated record. Gene Ontology annotation, cellular component: nucleus; cytoplasm. NCBI's taxonomy places the organism in Eukaryota, Viridiplantae, Streptophyta, Magnoliopsida, Lamiales, Oleaceae. The transcript has a single exon.
CUCUCGAUAUAGUUUCUUGCUUGCCCGCUCCUUUCGUUUUCCCUUCGGUAUACAAAUUGUGAGUUCAAAUACUUAAACAAAUAUUUCUUUGUUUACUCUCUUAUCAUUAAAGGGUACUCAUUUCUCCAUUUAGCAGAAUCCCAGGUUUCAAAAUAUGGACAAGGUACAAAAAUUAUCGUCCGAGAACGGUGUAGUUAUCUUUAGCAAUAGUACCUGCUGCUUAUCCUAUUCUGUUCUUAUACUAUUUAAAGAACUUGGGGUGAUCCCUUAUGUUCAUGAAAUUGAUCGUGAUCCAGAAGGAAAGGAAAUUGAAAAAGCUCUCUUGAGAAUGGGAUUCAAUGGCCCUGUCCCGGCAGUUUUCAUUGCCGGAAAACUCGUGGGAUCCACCAAUGAAGUAAUGUCCCUCCACCUAAGUGGAUCCCUGCUUCCACAGCUGCAGCCAUAUCAGACUUUAAAUUAAAUCCACAAUUCAAGCAUUGUUCGACUAAUCGGUGUUGACGGGAAGUUGUCCAACGAUUUCUAACGUCAACAAGUAUAAUAUUAUGGUUUGUCUAAAAUCUACUAAGAAAGUAUCGUUCAAAUAUAUUCGAAAUAAUAAGCUUGGCUAUAUUACUAUAAAGAGCUCUAAUGCAGUUCUCUGUCUGUGUAUUUAAUAGUUUUUAGUGCUUCAAUUAGCAUAAGCAUGUAGCUUAAGCUUUGUGUCAAGCAUUCGUUUGCCUAGUUAAAGAGUGAAUUCUACUGUGUGUCCUAAUUAAAUGAAGUUAAUUAUGUUACUUCCUUGUGAUUUUAAAAGUU